CAACCAGAGCCGCGGCGGUCGUCAUCAUGAGGCUUCUUCUGCAUUGUGUGUGUAUGUGUGUGGACACAGCGCGUGUGAGUUCACCCUCCUCUCUCCAGACAGAAGGCGAGGACAUCCCCCUCUAACACUGUGCCAACAGAGAGAGAGAGACACACACAGCAGAGAGAGAAAGAGAGAGAGAGAGAGACUGAAACCCCAUAAUGCACUGCACGCUGCAGGGCUGAAGUCGUGCAGAUUCAUCAGUUCCUGUUCGGAGGGGAUUGUGUGUGAGCACACACUCACUCAUACAUCCAGACCGAGUGCAGGAGAAACACACAGACAACCUGGCAGAGAGAAGUGCCUUCUUUCGCUGACCCCUGUGGCUGUUUGGCUCCACUGAAGCCGCCUCUGCCUCUGUGCCUGUACAUGUCUGCCGGAGUUGCCAGCCACACCAGGAGCCGCAGGACUGCUAGGACUGCCAACCCCGUCCACUGAGCCAGUCCCCACACCACUGACACCUCCCUCCCUCCAUCGCCUGCUCUGUUUGCCAGCCAGAACUCUCUCCAUCUAUGCCACUCAACCCUCCUCUGUGGAAGUCAACCACUCCCUCCUCUGCAGACAGAGCCUGAUGCUGAAGACAGACAGCUUUUAUCAGCUCCUGUGAGCGGAAGGAGAUUGUCUCUUUGGUGUCCCCUCCACCAAAGCCUACUCCUCCUCCUCCUCCUCCUCCUCCUCCUUCUCUUCCUCUUUCUCCUCCUUCCUCCUUUCCUCCAGCCCUGCAUCUUUUCAUCAUGGGCCAACUCGAUCGAUAAUGUGUUUUGCCAUUCGUCUCAUCUGACAGUUCAGCCAAGGAGCGAGGCGAUUGAGAGAACUUGUGUGUGUGCGUGUGUGUGUGUGUUUGAGAGAGAGGACGAGAGAGAGAGAUUACAAAGCAAACCUCUGUGGCCAUCACCAGCUCAGGCCCUGGGUGACAGGCGGUGAAGGAUUCCUAUUACAGCCACAAACAGACUCUUAUGAUGGGCCGCAGGUGGUAGGCGAGUCCCAGGCCUCACAGGCUUCACCUCAGAGUCAGACCCUCUGGAGAUAACCUCUUAAGACUGGCUUUUUCCCAUGUCAUUUACUUAUUCAUUCUCACCAUUUGUCCCAGUGUCAUUAGAAACGUGCAGACGCACACGUAAUUGCAUUUGCUGGAUACCUAUUACUUUCAAUCAACCCCUCCUGCCUGGCUCAAAAUGGCGGUGAAUGUGACACCGAUCCGGGACACGAAGUGGCUGACGUUGGAGGUUUGUCGGGAAUUCCAGAGAGGAACAUGUUCACGACCGGACAGUGAGUGCAAGUUUGCCCACCCUGCCAAGAGCUGUCAAGUGGAAAAUGGCAGAGUCAUUGCCUGUUUUGACUCACUCAAGGGCCGCUGUUCCAGGGAGAACUGUAAGUACCUGCAUCCUCCUCCUCACCUAAAGACCCAGCUGGAGAUCAAUGGAAGGAACAACCUCAUCCAGCAGAAAAACAUGGCCAUGUUGGCCCAGCAGAUGCAGCUCGCCAACGCCAUGAUGCCCGGCACACAGCUCCAGCCAGUGCCCAUGUUUUCAGUCACACCCAGCCUUGCAACCAAUGCCAAUACUGCUGCGGCAGCGGCCGCUGCAUUUAACCCCUACCUUGGCCCUGUGUCGCCCGGCCUGAUGCCCGCUGAUAUCUUGCCCAGCGCCCCAGUACUGGUCACCAGCAACCCCAGUGUCCCUGUACCAGCUGCUGCUGCUGCUGCUGCACAGAAACUCAUGAGGACAGACAGACUGGAGGUAUGUCGGGAAUACCAGCGUGGCAACUGCACACGUGGAGAGAAUGACUGUCGCUUUGCCCAUCCUUCAGAUAGUACUAUGAUUGACACCAACGACAACACAGUCACUGUGUGUAUGGACUACAUUAAGGGCCGCUGCUCUAGGGAGAAGUGCAAGUACUUUCACCCUCCGGCUCACCUGCAGGCCAAGAUCAAAGCCGCUCAACACCAAGUCAACCAGGCUGCAGCUGCUGCAGCCAUGACUCAGUCGGCUGUCAAAUCACUGAAGCGACCCCUCGACGCAACUUUUGACCUGGGGCUCCCUCCCGUCUUGCCUCCUUUACCAAAGAGACCUGCACUUGAAAAAGCCAACGGUGCCACCACUAUGUUCAAUGCUGGCGUAUUCCAUUACCAACAGGCCCUGGCCAACAUGCAGUUUCAGCAGCAGGCUGCCUUCAUACCAUCAGGCUCGAUAUUGUGCAUGACACCUGCAACAAGUGUUGUACCCAUGAUGCACGGUGCUACUCCAGUCACUGUGUCUGCAGCCACCACAUCUGCCACAAGUGUUCCCUUUGCAACCGCAACAGCCAAUCAGAUUCCAAUAAUAUCUGCAGACCAUCUGACUAGUCACAAGUAUGUGACCCAGAUGUAGGAGUCUCAAUCAGAACAAUGGAACUGGAGUGUGCUGGUGUCAAGUCCAAGAUUAGCGGUCACCCUUCAUGCCUGUAACAUCGAGAGCAAAACGAAGAACCGACUCUGAAUUGGUUUGGGAUAAAUCUGCAUGUUAACAUAGGAGGCACAGUUUGUUAGGGUUGUUUUCAUGUGUACUUCAUGCACACUAUUACACAACUACAGAAGAGAACAUCAUUUACAUUAAAAGACUGCCUUUCACUCUGUAGAGGCAACUUACCUUUAUUCACCGGACACACUUUGAAUGUUAACAUGAGGUAAAUGUGUGGCGCAGUCAUCAAAUCGGCUGGAUUGGUACGUCCAUUGACCAAGAAUCAUGACUUCUUUUGUUCGUCCGUUCAUUGGUUGUUGGUCUUUGACCUAAAUGUGUUCAUUUGUUUACACAAAGGUGCACCUUGUAUUUCAGUUGAGGUAAAAGAAACGAAUAAUCUGACUGAAUCACAUAUGCAUGCACAAUGAUUUUGUUAUGUAUAAUUUUAUUUUGUUAAACCAGUGAUAAGGGAAAUUACAAGAGUGCACUCAGAGGCAAAAUAGCAACUGAAUGUCUGUGAGGUGUCUUUCAAACCUUUGUAGCCUAUCUUUCUAUCUCUUAAGCACAUGUCUUUAACCUUGCAGGCAUCCCUGUAAAGUGCCAUACAUCUCAAAAUACAUGAAUGGUAUUUAAGCAGUGUUACAAAGUGUUAAACUCAACAAUUCCCUUUAAUAUUUUCUCUCUUGGACAGCAUGUAGUGUCCAUUGUUGUGACCUGUCAUUACCUGUGAUUCCCAGUAGCGCCACUGCUGAAUAGAUUUCCUUCCCCAGAUUUUCUGCUAUCCUCAAAUCUUCUACUGAAUGAAUGAAUUGCUUUUUAAUUUUUUUUCCUCUUGUCAAUGUCAGACAGGAAAUGACUGGAACUGUUCUGACACAGAUCUUUCCACGAUCAUAAGUCUAUUGACUCUAAAAGUCAGAUGAGUUGUAAAGAAGGGUCUUGGCCUGCAUGAGAGACCAAAGACUCUCCCAAUGAUGAAGACAUGAUGAUGAAUAGCUGAAAUAGGUGAAUUGGUAUCCAAACUGCUGUGAGACAGAAGUCAAAAUCCACCGUGCAACUGGUGAUGGAUAUGUGAUUUGUAUGACCUGAUUUGUUUUUCAUUUGUAUGGUUAUGCAUAUUUUAAGGCAGAUUGUCAAAGUAAAUUCCGUGUUGUGUAUAUAGUCUGACAUAUUUAAGAAUAUUUGUUUAAUACGUCUACCUGAGAACUGUUUUCAGAUUGUCAGCCAAAGUCUUUUUGUGUCACUGUUAUUGGAUAUUGUGGGUAGACUAGUGGGGCUAAAUUUCUUAGAAAAGUCUGGGCCGCAAUAGCGAGCCCAAAGAAGGAUUGGGUGUUUAGAGUAGAUCUCUAGAACUCUUUGUUUUUGUUGUGUUCUGGGUGUUCUUCAGGCAUAUUUAAAUGGUGGAUAGUACAGGGAAAGUGGCAAGAAUAUAACGAUUGUAUUACUCAUCCAAAGCCUUAGAAUGUACCAUCGGGUCAGCACAAUGCAACAUGCCAUUUUGAACCAUCCAGUUGCCUAAUCCACGCCAUAUUAACACACACACAGAGCACUAUGUAACUGUCACUUUGUUUUUGAGUUUUUCUUAACUUUCUUGUAGUUUUUUCUUUAGACAGGAGUGUUUUAUUUCAUUUUGUUUGGAUGAUAUUUUGAUAUUUAGUUCUGAUUUUCAGUUCUGCUUAUUAUAUUUAUCUUUCUUAUAAUGAAUAUAAGGUAAAGUGUGUGUUUGUGUGUUCCUCAUGCACAGUUUCCUGAAAUUCCAUGUAAUGUUAAUUUUAGUAUGAUUAUGAUUGUAAACACAAUAUUUUCUACGUUAUGCAUAUUGUUGAACUGUAUGCAUAUUGUUCAUUUCUCUAGUCUUUUUGUGUUCUUUGAACAAAGAUGUUUUAUAUGAGUAUCUAACAGUGAUGAAAUAAUAGAACAGAGAGGCUAAGUUGUCACUGUGGCAACCGUCGCCGAUAACCGAGUAAUAUUUUAAUGAUUGUAAGGUUUGUAACUAGUCAUAUAAGAAAAAAAAAGACUAUUAUAAAAAAUCUAGUUCUUAGAUGUUUAGAGUAAAGAUGUUAUUUUCUACUGUAUCCAUUUCAAAUAGUAACUAUUGUUUUAAUAUUUUUACUCUCCCUGGAAAUUGGGCCAUGUUGGAAAACAAGCUGCAUAUUUGAUCACUUUUUCGGGGGCGUUGCUGGCGGGGUCAGGUGAACGUGGUGAGUAGAGACGUGAGUCUGCACACUCAUCUCUUACUCAGCCAACUGCAAACAACAAGGGUGGGGUGGGGAAUCUUGAGGUGAUAAAGGUGAUAAAGGUUGACUUUUUUGCACUUCUGUACAUAGUCAAAAAAGAGAGAAUCAUGUAUAUUGAGAUCUUAUUUUGAAUAAAAAAAAUAAUGUCUAUAAUGACAAGGAAUUUUGCUAGGAUAACAAAAAAAUCUUAUGAAAGGCUGAACAAAAUUGCUUGCAUCAAAAGGGCACUGAGUUCUCACUCUCCUACCCCUUUCAGAAAAGGCCAAGUGUUGCUCUUCUUUUUUGUCAGCAGCUUGUAGUUUGCCAGGUAACCUUCCGGAGGAGGCGUCCACUACCCUCCAGCGUAAGGGCCUGACUGGGUUUGUCUGGUCCCCUAACCUGCCUGUACUGACAGGUCUGUGUGUCAUGGCCACGCCCUCCCAGGCCCAACCAAUCACAACACGUCCUGUCUCUUUACUUUACUCAGAGAGGAAUGCAUGUUAAAGGAAAUACAUAUACAGUUUAAAAAAAAAAAUCACGACACAGUAAUAUUGAAUAAGAAAACAUGUUACACAGAAAGAUGUAUUUACAGUAUACAAUAUUCUAUCAAUGUAAUGGAAUAAAAUAUAUAUAAAAAAUACAAAAAUAGAAUAGUGGUUUAUUUAAAAAAAAAAGAUUCCUGAGACUAUACUCACAAAAGUUUCACCACUUGGAGAGUUAAAAUACAUGCAACACAAACACCAUAGCUAUAAGUAUGUUCUUUAUGUUUAUGUAAGCUGUGCUUCUAGUAGAUGAAACUGACCAAACAGGAAUGUAGUUCAACAUCAGGCAGAAUUUAAGUAAACUGAUAAUUUGCUUUGUGGUUUGGUCAUGAACUCGUUAGUUUGGAGUUUUGUCCUGAUCAUCUUCGUCAUCUCUCAUCUCCUACAAGCACGCAUGCUUACGUUUAUGAUAUGAUGUAAACUGAACUUUUUUCGUUUGUUGUUUGUUUUCUCUGCUUGUAGUGCUAAUAUGAUGUAUUCUGUCUUCUGCUGCAGUUUGUUUCUGCUUGUUUAACUGUCACAGGCCCUGUGAAAAGAUAUGUCAUGUUUGUCAGCUGGCCACCUCCUCUGAAAAGCACUUGUAGUGAAAACCGCUGAUUGCCACAGUCUAAAGCCAUAAAAUAUAAUCUCAUCCGAAUGAAACUUGUGUGAAGAAACCAGAAAGGAAAAAGAGGUGGGAAAUUGCUAGUUGGAACAUGUUUGCAGGGUUUAUAUUAACAACAACAUCAUGUAAUAAUUGAAGUCAUGAAUGUAGUUGAUAUAACUUGUGGUGUGCUGUGCCAACUUUGAUGGAUGUGUGCGGUUAAGAGAAUAGUUGGCGCAUUUUUUCACGGGGCCUGCAUUGCUAUAUUUGAUUCUUGCUGUUAUGAAUUUAAAAAAAUGAAAUAAAAAUUUACAAAUGAA
Messenger RNA from Thunnus maccoyii (southern bluefin tuna), 6132 nucleotides. RefSeq names its product muscleblind-like protein 1. Gene Ontology annotation, molecular function: metal ion binding. Lineage: Eukaryota; Metazoa; Chordata; Actinopteri; Scombriformes; Scombridae. Bases 1212 to 2405 code for a protein of 397 amino acids. The record is from RefSeq and is a predicted model, not a curated record. The transcript is spliced from 11 exons.